AUGCGCCCUCUACCCCUACUCCUCGCGCUCGUCUCAGCGCCCAUGGUAGGCCUCGCCGCGCCAACCGAGUACAACGAUAGAGACAUCGAGAAGCGGGAGAACCUCUGCCACCUCAAGGAGCCGCCGGAGAUUUGCAAGCCGGAUCCGACGGUGACGGUGGAGGAGACGGCGCGUCGCGCGUAUGCGUUUUACCGCGCGUUCGUGGUGGACGGCGAUCCGAGGAAGAUGUUCUCGCUCAUCGACUCCGUGUAUAAGCAAAACUCCCCCGGUUACGCGAGCGGGCCGAACGCCAUCUGGCCGCUGUUCUGCAACGGUAGGAAGAUUGGCAGCGAGGCGAGCACGGCGUGGUGCUUCGAUGCCAGCACAAACAUGUCGUACGCGCGAUACUCGGUGACGGACAGGUGGCGCUGGGUUGAUGGCUGUGUUCAUGAGCAUUGGGAUCGAAAUGAGAAGAUUCCGUCGCAGGAUAAAUGCGCCAAGUUGCCGCCUGCUAACGGAACGACGUUCUGAUGAUUCUAUGUACCCCGUACGGAUGCGCAUGCCCACUGAGAGGGAAGCUCUCUAGGUGUUGGUGUACAGAUUGGUAAAAGGAGCAGGCUGUAUCAAUGGAUAAGUUCUCGGGUUUCGACAUAAGUGGGACGCUUGGAAUAUACGGAAUACUCUUCAUCUUUGCACAGAGAAUCUAAAUAUACCUGAAGAAGUGCCGGUCAACUCGCUAACUGUGUGACAGCCAAGUAUGUUGCGUGUAUGUGUGACCAAACGAGACAUGAUCAGGUGUUACAGUGACGCAUCGAAACAUCUCGGUUACCGUGACAUUUAUGGGAAGACGAAGGAGAAACAGAACACAAAAGAUGGGUCCCAACAGCACAGAUGGUGAUAUCUUCAUGUCAAUGUCUGCUAUUAGUUACUGGUAAAAGUGAAUGGAAUGGGAUUGUGUUGGUGAUGCCAAGAGAUAUAAAUGAGCUCAA
Aaosphaeria arxii CBS 175.79 is the source of this 968-nucleotide messenger RNA. RefSeq lists its product as uncharacterized. Bases 1 to 510 code for a protein of 169 amino acids. The record is from RefSeq and is a predicted model, not a curated record. The transcript is spliced from 3 exons. Lineage: Eukaryota; Fungi; Ascomycota; Dothideomycetes; Pleosporales.